Molecule: messenger RNA, 8363 nt
Organism: Scylla paramamosain (green mud crab)
Lineage: Eukaryota; Metazoa; Arthropoda; Malacostraca; Decapoda; Portunidae
Product: FMRFamide receptor-like
Exons: 9
Coding region: 1298-3316 (672 amino acids)
Biological process (GO): G protein-coupled receptor signaling pathway
Cellular component (GO): membrane
Molecular function (GO): G protein-coupled receptor activity
Source: RefSeq, a predicted model, not a curated record
AAGGAGGCGGGCUGUCUGAGUGUCGGGCGAGGGCGGCAGUAGGAAAGAUGAUGCUGACGUGACGGGGUGUGGCUCCUGUAUCUUGUCUCCGCUGACCGAGUGAUUCCUUUUCUUUUCUUAGUCGUGCUGCAGAUAACUGGAAUUGCAUUAGUGGGUCUGCGUGGUCUGAACCUGACAAAUUAUCAAGAUCAAGAAAAUUUCAGUUAUCCGUUUAAUUUUCGACAGGUUUUGACAUUCACAUCUGUGCGUUGUUUACUUCUUAGUCUUAAUCUGUCACGGUUAAUUAAGAAAGCUAAGUAAUUCGAUGGAGGUGAACGUCUUUAUUGUGUUUAUUUGUUUUUCUUAAUUCCAAGUGCUGUCCGUAGCAGAACACUAAUGCUUUCUAUGUUGUCUUCUUUAUAUCAUACUCAUUAUUGUUGCGAAGAUGUCACACAGCCAGAUUAUUAUAUUACGAUCACAAAUAUAACAUACACGACCAACACCAUCACCAUUAACCUCGCCCACAAGCUUCAUUACCACCUCCUACACUUUUUGCGCUCUCAGCACCACCACCGCCGUCGUCGUCGCGGCCGCCGCCGCCGCCGCCGCCGCCGCCACCGCCUCCACCAACGGAUCACAUAUUACUGGAAAACAAUCAUCAGUAAUUUCUGGCUGGAUUCCCGCUCACGAUAAUUCCCAUCCGUGGAAACUCUCGCUUCUGAAAGAAGCUGCCAAAACGGUAUCCCUCGCUGAUCACCAUGAAUCGAAUGAGGACUUAAGUUUUUUCCCCUUUGUCCGGCGGUCCUUCGGAGCAGCACCGAUAGGAGAUUCUUUGUUUUGCCUUAGUAGUGCAGCAUCAGCAGCACCAGCGGCAGCAUCACGUCAUCACCCACGUCAUCCCAGCAGCAGGCCAGCAGCAGCGCCCAGCAGCCUCCCGCCUUCUCAGUCGUGGCUCAGAGCUUGCGUGGCCUGGUUGCCUCAGUGGGUCCUCUCCCGGCUCCUCUUUGCCAGUCGCUCCCCGCUGCCCUCCGCUCCGCCUCGUUCCUCCUCCUCUUCCAUUUCUUUCCUGUCUGUGACCCUUUGCCUCCUCGGAGCAGUGGGUGCCCACGGUGUUCAUGUCUUCUCCGGAUUGUUUCGUGGCUGCUGUCUGUGGCCAGUUGUUGGAGUAAGCGACUGAGAGAAGUUAGUUUGUGUGUAAAGGAUGGUGAUGAGUUUGAGCUCGUAGCGUCAAUGCCUCGCCGACACUGACUGCAGGCAUCUGAGAAACUAUGAUUGCCUAACAUUAUCUCGUGGCCUCUGGAGGACGAGGACGCGCGUGAUGGAUCUGCUCGAGGACUUCUCCAGCGGCGGCGGCGGCGGCGGCGGCGGCGGCAGCGGCGACAUGAAGAACUUUUCGUCUCUCUUCUUGGACGUGAACUCAUCCUACUUUCUUUUCCCGUACAACUCGAAUGGAUCUUUGUACCAGCUGGACUAUGACUACGCCGCGGAGGGACACAACGCCUCCCUGCAACACUUCCCGGCCCUCAGGGAGUUUGCCAAUGCCACCUCGCCUUCCGACACUUCCUCCUUCGCCUCCAACGCCUCGCUUCUCGCCACCUCCUCCAACUACGCCCCGUACGAGCGCUUCAUGGACGAGUCACGCCACUGGGUGCAGAAGGUGCUGGUGCCGCUGGUGAUGUGUGUGGGGGUGGUGGGUAAUAGCGUGUCCAUGGUGGUGCUGACGAGGCGCAAGAUGAGGUCCUCCACCAACAACUACCUGACGGCGCUGGCCAUCUCUGACCUGUUGUACCUGGUGUUCGUGUUCUCGCUCUCCCUGCAGCACCACCCGAAUAUCAAGCACCCCAGGCACUGGUUCUACUGGCAGUACUUCCGCUACGCCCUCUGGCUCACCGACGCCUCAAGCAGCACCUCCAUCUGGCUCACCGUGACUUUCACCAUUGAGCGGUACAUUGCCAUCUCGCACCCAAUCAAAGGCAAGAUGCUAUGUACCGUGUCCCGCGCCAAGAAGGUUGUGGCAGUAGUGUACUUCCUGUGCUUCGCCCUUACCGCCACCACGCCGCACGAGUGGGUGGUGGUGACGCGGCACGAGACGGACACCAAGGAGCCUUACCUCAGCCUCGACUACAGCAGCCUUGGCCAGGACUCCACCUACCGCCACACCUACUACUGGUUCACGGCCGUCACCUUCAUCCUCCUGCCGCUUUGUCUCCUCGCCGUGUUUAACUUCUUUCUCAUCCAGGCUGUCAGAAUGAGUAAGCUGACGCGGCGCAAGAUGACUCUGGUGUCUGAGCGGGACCACUACAGCCACCAGCAGGAGCAUAAGAUCACUGUCAUGCUCAUUGCGGUGGUCAUUCUUGCCCUCGUCUGCCAAAUGCCCACCGCCGUCCUUCUUCUGUACAGCACUGUUUGCGAACCGCUGCCGAGGACCAAGGAGUUUGCUGUCAUGCGGGGCCUUGGCAACAUCUUCAACCUUCUCAACGCUAUCAAUGCUGCAGCCAAUUUUAUCCUCUACUGCUCCUUCUCCGACAAGUACCGCAAGACCUUCCUGGUGACCUUCGUGCCGUGCAUGUACCACCAGCAGCCGCUCGCCCAUUCCUUCGUCGCCUCCGUCAACGACACCACGGUGGGAAACACGCGGAUCGGACGCAGCUCGGACUCCUACUCGGUGCGUUCCGUGUCUCGUCGGGUGUCCAAGGCCUCCUCCACGCCCUCGCCUAUGCCCCCGCGCGACGCCCCCAACCGCACGGCCCGAGGCUCCUUCAGGGGGGAGAACGGCGUAGGCUCCCUGGACACCAGAGUCACCCUGCAAUAUGGGUUCGGCCGCCCCUCGCACCUGCUCAGCCCGCCUGACCCACACGCCCACCACAACAGCUCCCACACACUGGACCUCGACAACGCCCACUACUCCCCUGUGGCCCGCAGCAAACACAACCCCCGUGGCAGCAGAUACGGGGGGAAGUGGAGUCCUGAGGGAGGCUCGCCUGCCACUCCCAAUCACUGCCAGGGCCCCGUGGAGGUGACAAAGGUGGACCUGGAGAUGAGGCCACGAGCAGCAGAGGGCUUGGGCAGACUGCUAGCGGGGACUGACGAGGCUGGGACUGGCGGGCGUGCUGAUCGCGCCUCCCUCAGCAGCGGCGAGAACAGUCCCCUGGAGCUGCGGUUCAUAGACGAGGAGAGCUGUGACACCUGCCGUUCCUCCCCGACCUCCAACACCCGCCUGGAGGAGGAGGGCGAGGGCGUGUCCGAGGGGAGGCUGGCGACCCGGGACACUCUCUCCUCCCUCGCGCCGCUCACCCCAGACGCCGCCCAGGACUCCGAUAUCCACUCCCCAGACUGAGCGGCGCUGGGGAUACACUGCACGUCCCUCCCCCGCUGACCGAGGCGGGGCGCUAUCAUAUCCAUAGUGUUUAUUUUAAGUUCGUCAUUCUCAAGCGGCAAGACAAUCACACCGCCCACGCCAGCCACGCGACACACACACACACACACACACACACACACACACACACACACACACAACUAAUACUAAACAGCCGGCCACUGUAAAAACUCCACAUUUGCAAGUACCAGCAAGUAAAAGGAGACGAUACACAACUCGAGGUGAUCUUUUCUAUACUAUUUGAUGUUUUCUGGCGUCUAUUCUUGCCAUGAAACUAAUUAUAUACGUCCAUGUUCCUGGAUCCUUCCUCUCCUCUUGUAACAGUGUGCAUUUAGGCGGGACUCCCCUUUUACUUGUAUGUUUUCCAUAUUCCGUUUUCUUUAGUAGCUCUCCUUCAAUAUUGUAGCAAUUAAUCUUUUUUUACGUACAAAAUACUUUAUCCCAUGCCUUACUUUAGCAUUUAAGUAAUAUUUUCUUUUAUAUUUCAACACCAUUAUGUUUAAUAUGUGUACUUUACAGUGAAAUAAAAACAACAUUUAAUGCCGGCGCAGUCUUGGUUGCGCGUUGGAGUCCUCGGCGGGUGUUCGGUGUUGUGCAGGGAAGCUAUAGACUCGAGACUCCUCAGUGUUGUGGCUAGAUCUGUGGUCGUAGUUUCCGUUUAGAUUCCGUAUAGUCUAGUCCAGGAACCUCAUCUUUAUAGUGUAGACGGACAGUAGCGAGACAUGUGCGGUGUUAGCAUCUGUGUGGCGUAGGUGAGGGAGUGAAGCCUAGCCAUGUCCUGGUUGUGUGUGUGUCUUUGUGUGUACGGAGGAGGACGGAUGGCAGCCCCGAGUCAUCCCGCGUCUGAAGUAAGUACCAUUUUAUCUGUGGACUUGUUUUGUAUUGAUAUUCUUAGCUGGAGAAGACUGGACAAGAUAGGAAAUGAUGAUACUGGUUAGAUUUAUCCGGCGAGGGUAACUGAAUGAUUUAAGGGAGAAGUAAGAGGUUAAAAUUAGCCGAUUUCCUCCUUGAUGAUUGCCUGGAGGUGGGGGUGUGAUUGGGUGAUGGUUUGGUAGUUACAGGGUAGACUUGAACACUGGGUAAUUAGGAGGAGGAAAAGGCGGCGAACAAAGAAUACGAUCAACAAGAGGCGUUUGAGAAUGUAAUGGAGGUAAAUUUGAUGAUGUAAUGGGGUAAAGUGAGGAGUUAGAGUUGAUAUUGUGUAGUGAUGGUUCCGAAGUUGAAGGGAGUACGUAAACACUGGUUGGGUAAUUAGGAGGGAGGAGGAGGAUAGGGACAUGAUCGAAGAGUAAUGUGAGGAAUAACCGAUCCAAUGUGAGAACGUAAUUAGUGAGGUGAAAUGAGCAAUCUGAAUGGUAAUGUAGGGAAAGUGAUUAGGUUCAGAUUGACAAUACGUAACGGUAAUCACAAAGCGCCAUCUUUAUCUGGCCGGUGUUGUAACUGGUAUUGAUGGAUGCCUCUGGUGAUGGCGGGAGGUGUCGGGGUGUUGGUGGGGAAGGGUUGCUUCAGCUCCACCUCGCCGUCCUCGCAGCAGGCACGGCAGGUGGAGGCAGGGGAGCGGUACUGCGGAGGAGUCGUGUGCUCUCAUGUCACUGAAACCAUGUAAAUUUGAGCUCCUUUUGGUUCUCAGUAUAGGUAUUUGGUCUUCCCCUGUGGAAAUUACUCUGCUGUGCUCUUAUUUCCGAUCUUUUGAGUCAGUCCAUGCCGAGCCCCGCUCCUAUACUGCUUCCCUCCUCCCUGUCUCCCGGCCUCCCCCCAGUCAUUGCUAUGCAGAGCGUUAACAGGCGCCAUUGAUGUUUGGAAGUUAACCUCUUUAGCUACACACCAUCAGUUUUAUUCUAUUCUGGUUGUCAAUUGAGGAUUUUAAUAAGUUUAUCAUAUUUUUGUAAGGGGUCAAGAAUUAUCGUUAGUUACUCGCCCACAAUAUUUUAACGAGUGGUGACUGCAUGGAGUUCGCAAAAUGACAAUAACAGUGAAUGGGUUAAAGUAUCGUUGUGAUGUACGAGUACGUACAAGGAUCGCUGAUGACGCUGAACAUUCAAUCUGUACUGUAUUUAUUUAGUCAGUGAUUAACCUGUGUAGAUUUUGUCUGUUCGUCAUGAGGUGUGUGUGUGUGUGUGUGUGUGUGACUUAAGACAACUGACAAGCUGGUGGGCGAUGCAUUCCUUCCAUACAAACACAAACACGAAGCCUGCGCGCUCAGACACCACCAGGGCACAAAGGCCGCGAGUGUCUGGCGGGCAGACGGAUAGUUCGUAUUUUUAUAUAGGUUACUUCUAAAGGGAUACAAAAUCACUUUCGAAUCCCCGGCACUGAAACAUGGAAAACUCGUCAUGUGAAAACUCGGAGCAUCAUCGUAUUAAAAAAUUAGUCAUCACCGUAUCGCAUUGUUGCUUCACAUGUUUCGAGCGACAAUCCCGAGUGAAGCAGUGAAUCAUUUAUCGUGAAACAGACACUUUACUAUUCACUUGAUAAUUAUUGCUAAACCUACUCUUGCUGGGGGCUAAGAAAAGCUGCCAGGUUACUAAUGAUUGAUUGAUAGGCAAACUGAUUAAUUCUAAAAACCCGCGAGUCAUCGUUCAUGCCGUUCAUAUCGUUCUAUUACUCAGCAGUGAACGUGAGUGAGAUUUCGUGACUUUUAGUGAGUUCUCGUUCCCCGCUUCGAGACCCGAGCUUCACUCAUUAGUCUCUCGAUUAUCAUGAGUUUUAUAAGGGCGUGAGCUGUAAUGAGAGAAAGAGAGAGAGAGAGAGAGAGAGAGAGAGAGAGAGAGAUGGGGCUGGACAAUGUUUGAUACGCAAGAAUGAACGUGAACAUGCUGCGUGUUAAUCGAGUUUACAAGGCCACGUAUGAGAGAGAGAGAGAGAGAGAGAGACCUAUUCAUUCAGGGUGCGGCAGGUAGGGUGCGGGUGAGGCAGAGUGAAGCAGGGACGGCGGGACGGCUUCCUUUUCAGGGUGUAAUAUAAUAUACUACUACCAGCUUUAUCACGAUGUAUAAACCCCAGAGCAUAUCUCCUUAUGUAUCUGUGUACAUAUACAUGGCUGUGUGUGUGUGUGUGUGUGUGUGUGUGUGUGUGUGUGUGUGUCGUCGUUCGCUCAUGGGGGUCAGGCGGAGACGAAGUACGUACGUUAUGUGUGUGUGUGUGUGUGUGUGUGUGUGUGCUCCUAUGUAUACUAAUGUUCAUAAUACGCAUAAUAUUUACACAGUUAACCCACACGCGUAUGUCUGUCUGUCUGUAUAUGUGCAACACGAGGACCCUGUUGACCGACAUGUGUGCGCAUAUACUACCUUCUGUGAUGUAGCGCCGUGUACAUAGAUAGUCCGUGUAUGAAUGUAUGUUGAUGUGUGUAUAUAUAUAUAUAUACAUAUAUAUAUUACAUAAGACGGACAAUAAUAUGUGUAUAUCAUUGAUAUUAUUUGUGCAGUAUUUCUUUUUCUUUUUUAGGCAGCGCUCGGAAAAAAAUGAGAUUCACGGAAGUUAGGUUGAUACUUGGACCACACACACACACACACACACACACACACACACACACACACACACCGUACCGGAGCCCAAUUCGGUUUCCGUAUUGAAAAUCAUUCUUGUUAAUGACUUACUUUUUUUCUUUAAUUAUGAAGUGUCGAUUUAGUGUAUUUUCCCUCUCUUCCCCCCAGUUUUUGUCAUAAUCCGGCCUCCAUCACACGUAAACACACACACACACACACACACACACACACACACACACACACACACACACACAGAUCCCAAAUCACGAGUAUGAACAUCAACAAUCAACUGGUGGAUCUUGGCAUUAAUUUUAACCAUACGUUGAUUCUCCUUCCGUACACAGUGACCACCAAACAAACGGAAGGAGGGUGAAGCGGCGGAGAAGGAGAGAGAGAGAGAGAGAGAGAGAGAGAGAGAGAGAGAGAGAGAGAGAGAGAGAGAGAGAGAGAGAGAGAGAGAAUCAUAAACGAAGGCGAACCGGGUAGGACAACCAGAACGAAAAGAAAAAAAAGAACGCAUGGGGGAGGAGAAGGAAACGAAGGGAUGAUUAAUCGCCUUGAUAGACUUGCACUUAGGGACGAAGGGUGCAGAGUGGCUACGAGAGGGCAACGCCGAGCCUCCUCUUCCUCCUCCAGCAGCAGCAGCAGCAGGCGUGGGUAGAAUUCCAGUUAUGUUACGUCAUCCACUUCGCCCACUCACAUUUAUGACAGACCGCCGUGAUGCAUCCUUUUUUUUUUUUUUUUUUCCUUCACUGCUGCCAGAGUCUUGUGUUCGGGGGCACUUCGGCGUCUCCUUGUCCUGUGAGAGGCUGGGACGUCAUCUGGACCAAGCUAUGAUGCGUGAAUUUAAGAAUGUGACGUGUAAUUCAGCAGUCCCGCCAAUCUCCGCGGUUCCUUCUUUCCAUUUUCACGCGAACAAAUUUUGUGAUGCGUUUUUAUUUUCUGAGCCACCAGCUGUGUCGUCUCCCGGGUUUGGGGGAAGGGAAGGGGGGUGAUGCGAGAGUGGCACGGAGGGAUAGGGAGGAGAGGUGAAGACAGUGAAGAACUAAUAUAUAUAUAACGUUGAAAUUAGUCUUUUUAUGGUUAGAGAUGAGGAGAAUGGAAAAGAUGAGGAUGAAAGGAGGAAGCAGAGGAGAAAUUUCAGACAGACGAACAGUGAAAAGAAGGACAUUUUGAGUGUAAGAAAUGGAACAGUACAAGGAGGAGGAGGAGGAGGAGGAAAUGUAUGAACCUGUAAUAGGGUACAAGGGAAAAAAUGGGAAAGAAAAAGGUGCAAAAAAAAGACGGGAGAGGGAAGUCCAGGAAAACACACACACACACACACACACACACACACACACACACUUAAACACUUUAUACACGAUUUACGUAGAAGGACGAUUACACAACUGACCUGGGAUGAACUCUGACCUUUAGUUGUGACUGACUGCUCUUCACUCCCUCCCCCUCCCCUCCUGUGUGUGUGUGUAUGUGUGUGUAAGAAUAAUGUAUCAUAAUCUUAUAAAGUAAACCUAUAUUAACUC